AUGACGUCUAACACUCCUUAUGAAGACAUCAUACGCACCCGACUCACGGAAGAGCUCAAACCUACCCGCCUUGAUAUAUACAAUGAUUCAUCUAAACACUCACAUCACCAAGCUAUGGCCGGUUCCACAUCUCAGGAAACCCAUUUUCGAGUCGACAUCACCUCGGAAGCGUUUGCCAAAAAGAUGCAACCUGCGAGACACAGAAUGGUGUACGCCCUUUUGAAAGAGGAGAUGGCGAAGGAGGGGGGCAUUCAUGCUUUGCAGUUAAAGACGAGGACACCGGAGGAGGAGGCACGACAAAAGGCAGAAGAAAAUCAGGGUGGAGAGGUUAUUGCUGAAGCAAGUGGUCCUUAG
Sclerotinia borealis F-4128 is the source of this 354-nucleotide messenger RNA. Lineage: Eukaryota; Fungi; Ascomycota; Leotiomycetes; Helotiales; Sclerotiniaceae. The record is from the annotation of a GenBank genome assembly.